ACUUACUGAUGUUGGCCAUUCACAGUUGGAUUCUGGGGACCUCCUAAAUUAGCUUAAACUUCAAAUUAUCAUCAUCACAAAUUCUUUACCCAUUUGCAUUUAGAUUCUAGGCACCUUGCAAAACAACAACACAAAGUUCAAAUUUUUAUCAUCACCAAAUUCUUACAUUAUCCCUUAUCAUAAUUUGCAAGUUUUUCUUUUUCCUUUUCAAUGGAUGAUUGAUCAUCAUCAGAAAAGAAAAUUCAAAACAACCCAAUUCUUCAAAUUUACUCAAUUUUUUUCAUCAAUGGCUGCAACAGCAACAGCAAUUCAUUUGCUUGCUGCAACAACCAAUACAACUAGCAGCAGAAGGAGAACAAUUUCAAUAUCCAAUGACAAAUUCAGAACUACCCAGAUUGUGGUUAUUCCCAAAGCAUCUGCAAGUACUGAAAACAGCAGUACAGGUAAGAAAGAAAACAAGAUUAUCAAAAAGAACAACAAUAGUUCUACCAAAAACAAGAAGCUUAAAGUUGAAGAUAUUGAUCAAAAUGAGCAAAUUAUUAAGAACAAUGUUGAGGUAGAGAAGAGUGAUAGUAGUGAUGUGAUAAAGAGAUUAGAUGAAGUGGUUAAUCCAGUUGGGUUAGGGAGGAAAUCAAGGCAGAUAUUUGAUCAGGUGUGGAAAAAAUUUUCUAAUUUGGGUCAGAUUUCAAGGACUGAAUAUGAUGAGGGUAGUAACUUGUUAGUGUAUGGGGAUGGUGCACCUAUUCCUGGUGCUCAAAACACUACUGUUCUUGUUGUUGGUGCUACGAGUCGUAUAGGCCGCCUCGUCGUUCGUAAGCUCAUGCUCCGAGGUUAUAGUGUUAAGGGCUUCGUGAGGAGAAUUGAUGAAGGAGUGACGGAUAUGCUACCGAGGUCAGUGGAACUCGUGGUUGGGGAUGUAGGUGAUCCUGCGAGUAUCAAAGCUGCGGUGGAAGGUUGCAGCAAAAUCAUCUAUUGUGCCACUGCUCGUUCUUCCAUUACAGGGGAUCUCAACAGAGUUGACAACCGUGGAGUCUGCAAUGUUGCUAAAGCCUUCCAGGACUACAACAACCAAUUGGCACAGUUGCGAGCAGGUAAAAGCAGCAAAAGCAAGCUUCUAAUUACGAAAUUUAAAUCAGAAGAUUCGUUGGAAGGAUGGGAAGUACGUCAGGGAACUUAUUUCCAGGAUGUGGUAGCGAGCAAAUAUGAUGGAGGAAUGAAUGCCAAAUUUGAGUUUAAUGAGAAUGGCCUCGCCAUUUUUUCUGGGUAUGUUUUCACCAGAGGAGGAUAUGUGGAACUAUCACGAAAGCUUUCACUUCCCUUGGGUUCUACUCUAGACCGGUAUGAAGGUCUUGUUCUCUCGGUUGGUGGCAAUGGUCGUACUUAUGUUGUAAUCCUCGAAACUGGUCCUCUUGCAGAUUCAUCCCAAAGCAAAAUGUAUUAUUCAAGAAUUAAUACAAAAGUAGGCUUUUGCAGGGUCAGAGUUCCAUUUUCAACAUUCCGCUCAGUGAAUCCAAAUGAUCCACCGUUAGAUCCAUUUCUUGUGCACACUAUGAGCAUACGUUUCGAGCCUAGAAGACAGAGACCUGUCGAAGGGCAGAAAGGGAUGAAGCAAGAUCCAAGAAACUUUGAGCUAAUUUUGGAAUACAUAAAAGCUUUACCUAGUGGUCCGGAAACAGAUUUCAUCUUGGUAUCUUGUACAGGAUCAGGAAUAGAGACCUCAAGAAGGGACCAGGUCUUGAGAGCUAAGAAGGCUGGUGAAGAUUCAUUAAGAAGAUCAGGACUUGGAUAUACAAUAGUCCGCCCUGGUCCUUUGAAGGAAGAACCUGGUGGGCAACGUGCUCUGAUAUUUGACCAAGGAAACAGAAUUUCUCAGGGAAUAAGUUGUGCUGAUGUAGCCGAUAUCUGUGUCAAGGCGUUGCAUGAUUCUACUGCCAGAAAUAAGAGCUUUGAUGUAUGCUACGAGUACGUAGCUGAGCAAGGUCAGGAGCUUUAUGAACUGGUUGCACAUUUACCUGAUAAGGCGAACAAUUAUCUGGCACCAGCACUAUCAGUUCUUGAGAAGAACACCUAAUAUAUCCUGAAGCAAAGAUUUUGUUUGUCUUUUUGGCGGUUGCUUCUCUGAAUUGAGGAAAUUUUUAAUGAGCAUUUUCACUUUGUUUCCUUGAUCAUAUCAAUUGUGUAUAGCAUUAUAGGGUAUAUAGUUUAUAAAGAUGGUGUGAUUGUUUUUCUCUUGGGAUGAAAACAGAUAGUAAUAUAUUAUCAUCACCCCUGUAUCUCUUGUUGCAAAUAGAAAAAGAAGACAUUGUAUAAUGUGAAAAAAGUUGCAGAUUUAUAUCAA
Beta vulgaris subsp. vulgaris (sugar beet) is the source of this 2338-nucleotide messenger RNA. RefSeq lists its product as hypothetical. The transcript has 13 exons. Bases 215 to 2071 code for a protein of 618 amino acids. The record is from RefSeq and is a predicted model, not a curated record. NCBI's taxonomy places the organism in Eukaryota, Viridiplantae, Streptophyta, Magnoliopsida, Caryophyllales, Amaranthaceae.